This is a messenger RNA of Rotaria sp. Silwood1, 595 nucleotides long. NCBI's taxonomy places the organism in Eukaryota, Metazoa, Rotifera, Eurotatoria, Philodinida, Philodinidae. The record is from the annotation of a GenBank genome assembly.
AUGUCUCUUACAAAUAUUUAUCUUGAUACAAGUCGUUUACCAGAUGACGUAUUAUCAUAUACGGAUCAACGUUUUUAUGAUUUUGUUGAAUCUUUUCUUGGUAAAUUACAUUCUCGUUUACUUGCACAACUGCAUAUUAGUAGCGUGCCGUGCUUUUUGUUAACAGAAAAUCCAUGUGCUAUUUUCAAUAUGGAUAUUGACGAUGAAAUUUUAGAAAAAUUAAGUAAAGAAAUAUGUGUAAAAUUGAAAAAUAAUCAAUUUAUAGUGAAACCUGGUAUCGAAAAUAGUUUUAAAUGUUUGAAACAAUUAUUAUCAAAAAAAACUGAAGAAAAAUUGAAAACAAAGCGUAAAGGACAACAACGAUCGAGAAAUCUUGACAACACCAUUGCUACACAAUCAUCUUCAUUCUCAUCUGCAUUAAUGUCUUUGUCACAACCAUUAUCAUCAGCAAAUUCACUUUCAUCAUUAACAUUAGAUGAACAUCGACAAUAUUUGUUAAACUUGAUUCAACAAUGGUGUAUUGAUAAUAAAUCAAGUCUUCAACUUAAUCAACUCGAAUUAAAAGAAGGUGUUGAUUUUACUUUUUUUUUUUUAA